Messenger RNA from Rhinichthys klamathensis goyatoka, 3868 nucleotides. It is a transcript of the gene pik3r2, whose product is annotated as phosphoinositide-3-kinase, regulatory subunit 2 (beta). The transcript is spliced from 16 exons. NCBI's taxonomy places the organism in Eukaryota, Metazoa, Chordata, Actinopteri, Cypriniformes, Leuciscidae. Gene Ontology annotation, cellular component: phosphatidylinositol 3-kinase complex. The coding region runs from base 854 to 3031 and encodes 725 amino acids. Gene Ontology annotation, molecular function: 1-phosphatidylinositol-3-kinase regulator activity; protein binding. The record is from RefSeq and is a predicted model, not a curated record. Gene Ontology annotation, biological process: insulin receptor signaling pathway; phosphatidylinositol phosphate biosynthetic process.
UGCCUUGGUCACAGUGUUUUGCGAACUGCUCUUCUCUAAAGGGGAGGAAAGGAUGCGUACAAAUCAGCCAGCCCCCGUCCUGCAGUUUAAGCCGUGUGCUUGACUGUAAAGAUGAAGAUUUCUCUCAGCAGAACUUUUAGUUUCAGAACUUGUACAAAGAAAGGACCUUUUCUCUUUUCCUGAAUGAACUUCUUCCUACAGCAGAAGUAGCAUUACACGUACUUUAGUUAAAAUGAUGAAAAGGCGGAAAGGGGGAUGACGUAUUUCGAAGGGGGUGUUUCAGUGGUGUGAGGAUUGCGGGCUGUGGUUGGGUAUGCCAGUGCCACGUGUCUGCGCUUGCACCUCUCUUCUCUACACAGAGGAUGUCGGACUGAGACCUUAGUGCGCCUGGUCAAAGUGGGGUGAGUGCUGCCCUGUGAUGCCUGCGAACACUUUGAUGGUGUUUAUUUGAUUGCAAUCCUUCCACAGUCAUCACGUUACACUGGGAGGAUCACAUCUUGAGAGGGAAUGUUGAGCAACCUGCUAUAAGACGACACCAGCUGAUUUGGCGAAAGAAAUCUGUAAAGGACUUCAUUCUUUAUUUCUUUUCCGGUUCCUGAAUGAGCAUGCUGCAUUCCCUUUGUUCCAUCAUUUGGCUGAACCGCGGGUUCAAGUUGAGAAAAGUGGCCUGUUCGGCUAACACCGGCCAGGUCUAAGCCUUUCCUACCGCGCAUGCCAGCUUAUGAGCUCCGGUCAGUAGUGCUUAGCUUUCAACUAAACGUCCUACUGUACGACAUCAUUCGCACCCUUGCAAAGUUUCACCCCCAGUCCGACACUCUUCUGCCAGGGGUGAUUGUCAUUUCAUACUCUGAAAAUGGCUGCUAAUGGCUUCCAGUACAGAUCUCUGUACGCCUACUGUAAGGACUGGGAGGAUGACAUUGACCUUGAGCCCGGUGAUAUCCUGACGGUCGACAAAGCGUCUCUGCUGUCACUGGGCAUCAAAGAGGGAGAUGAGCAGCACCCGGAAUGCAUCGGCUGGAUCUUAGGGUUUAACGAGCGUACCAAACAGAGGGGAGACUUUCCGGGUACGUACGUGCAGUAUGUGGGACCUGUGAAAAUGUCAAUGCCGUCCUGCCAGCCUCGUUCUCAGAGACCGCUUCCUGCUGUUCCCAGACCUGAGCCAACUUUGCAGGUUGCUCCAGUCCUGGACUUAACCAAACAGUUCACACACCUAGAAACUGCUCCCCCAAAUCUUAUUAAGUUGGUCGAAGCAAUUGAGCAGACAGGUCUGGACUCUAUGACACUUUACAGGACAUCCACUGCUUCAGCCUCUGACAGUCAACGACAGAGCCUCGCUGAGCUGCAGGAGUUGGACGUGGGACAGUGGGACAUUCAUGCACUCUCGGAGGCUCUUAUUCGGUACCUGCAGGAACUUCCUGCCCCCAUCAUCCCUCCCUCUGUUUAUACAGACCUUCAGGCUGCAGUGAAACUAGAAUCAGACGUUCCCUCCGUGAGGCGACGAGAGCAGCUGUGGGAGGCACUGGGGAAGCCUGAAGUUCCACUGCAGAACAUCCUGACGCUGCAUUAUUUGCUCAGACACCUGGAGAAGGUCUGCCAGUGCGCGGAGCACAACGGCCUUGACAUUCACACCCUCGGCCAAAUCUUUGGCCCUCUGCUGAUCAGGGGCCCUGUGAGCGGGUCGGAGGAAGAUGAGGGGUUUCCUGCGGUUGCAGUUGAGAGACUUCUUUUGGAGAGAAUUUGGGAACAAGAGCCGACCCCUCCCGCUCUCCCUCCUAAACCGCCCAAAGCCAAAGUCAUGGCCUCAUCUGUGACCAAUGGAAACAACAGCUUACUGAGUGACGCUGAAUGGUACUGGGGAGACAUUUCAAGAGAGGAAGUGAAUGAGAAGAUGAGAGACACUCCUGAUGGUACGUUCCUGGUGCGGGACGCUUCAAGCAAAGUGCAGGGAGAGUACACCUUGACCCUCAGGAAAGGAGGCAAUAACAAACUGAUCAAGGUUUUUUACCGCGGGGGGAAGUACGGAUUCUCAGAACCUCUUACUUUUUUCACUGUGGGGGAGCUCAUCAACCACUACCGGCAUGAGUCACUGACUCAGUACAACGCCAAGCUGGACACUCGCCUGCUCUUCCCCGUGUCUAAAUAUCAGCAGGAUCAGGUGGUGAAAGAGGACAGUAUUGAGGCGGUAGGAGAGCAGCUGAAGGUUUAUCACGAGCAGUUUCAGGAGAAGAGUCGUGAAUAUGAUGUACUGUAUGAAGAAUACACACGCUCAUCACAAGAGCUGCAGAUGAAGCGAACAGCCAUAGAGGCCUUUAAUGAGACCAUCAAGAUCUUUGAGGAGCAGUGUGAGACCCAGGAGCGCCUCAGCAGAGAGAACAUUGAGAAGUUUCGCAGAGAAGGCAAUGACAAGGAGAUUGAGAGAAUUCAGAGCAACUCUGAAAAGCUGAAGUCCAGAGUGACAGAGAUUCAUGACAGCAAGAGGAAAUUGGAACUGGACUUAAAGCGGCAAGCCACAGACAAUCGAGAGAUAGACAAGAGGAUGAACAGCUUGAAACCAGACCUCAUACAGCUGAGGAAGCUAAGGGACCAAUACCUUGUAUGGUUGACUCAGAAAGGCACCAGGCAAAGGAAGAUCAACGAAUGGCUGGGUUUAAUGAAUGAAUCAGAAGACUUCUAUUCUCUGUUGGACGACGAUGACGAUCAAGCACAUCACGACGAGUGCUCCUGGUACGUAGGGGACAUCAAGCGCACACAGGCGGAGGAUCUCCUGAGAGGCAAACGAGACGGCACCUUCCUCAUCAGAGAGAGCCAGACCCAGAAAGGCUCCUACGCAUGCUCUGUUGUAGUGGAUGGAGAGAUCAAGCAUUGCAUGGUUUACAAGACGGCCACAGGUUUUGGAUUUGCUGAGCCCUACAACCUUUACGGUUCCUUGAAAGACUUGGUCCUGCACUACAAACACACCUCUCUGGUCCAGCACAACGACUCACUGAAUGUAACCCUGGCCUACCCGGUCCUCGCACAGCCGCCUAGAUGAGCACCCUGACACGACACUGCCGAGGACACGCAUAUAAAGCAUGAUUAAGCACAUUAUACAGAGCAAACUAUACUAACACCGAACUUUUACGUUUAUCAUAGAGAACAGAUAAGCACAGUAUAUUAUCGUAAGUAAGCGUACGGCUUUUUUGUAAGCCCAUAGUUUUCCGUGUCAAAGUCAGCUGCAGUAAUUACGGUAAGAUCACAGCUUGUGUACUCUGUAUUUGUUGUCCCAAUACAAGAGAGAGGCAAGUGUCACAUGACUCCAUGAAAGCUCGAACUAGUGCCGUAGUCCUGGAUAUUUUCGAUUAGGACAUGGGUCAGGAAUGAGAUGAGGAAUUAACUGAAAGCUUGCAGCUGUUGAUAAUCAAUCUUUUAGCUGUUACGCUGCGUUCAAGCCAUGUCGUAAUUACCGUAGUCCUGAGAUGACAACAUCUGAUUUUCUAUUCUGAGCUGUACCGUAAUUACGGUAAUAACAACAUGGCCUGAACUCACCUUUAUGUCACUGUGUAUUUGUUUGGUAGUUCGCUUCUGUCAACCAUAUCAAUAGAUUCCUCUUUAUGUGAGUUGUCCUGUAGAAGAUGUGAAAUUAUUUUAUAUAUCAGAUUUUGUUGAGGGACUCUGAAGUCCUUUUAGCUUCUAAUCUGCCUCUUAAAAGCUAGUCGUCAUGGUGAGAAUAAAUAGCCAUCAACACUCGUGUACUUUUAUUUGAGAUUUUACACCACAGCGCCGAAGUCUGGCAUCUUAAUGGUUUCUGUGGGCUGGUAUUGGUGCUUCCUGCUAUAUUUUUGAUUCUUGGAACAUGAGAAUGAUGCAUAGCUAUAGCGAACCGUUAAGA